Paramuricea clavata is the source of this 12751-nucleotide messenger RNA. The record is from the annotation of a GenBank genome assembly. Lineage: Eukaryota; Metazoa; Cnidaria; Anthozoa; Malacalcyonacea; Plexauridae.
CUGUAAAAAAGGGAAGAGAAAAAUCCAAAGAACGUCAUAUAGGCGAGAACGGAAGAUUAAAUCGUAAAAUCCAUUUAUUGGUUUGUCAUGUGAAGUUUUUGUAAGCUUCUCAUUUACGUCAAACUGACGUAGUCAAAUUACUAUUAAUUGGGAGCAUCUGCCAUUGAAGGCUUGACCCUGCUUUUCGAGGUUUAUCAAUGAAGCCUCGAGUUUGAAAUGCGGGGAUAACGCAACAUGGUGACCACAAGUUUGGUUUUCUUAUAAGGAAAAGAUUUGCUUCCAGGCGAGUUUGGAAGGUGUAACGUCCAGCCCGGCUCCAUGUGAACAGCUCCUAAACUAACUUUGUUCUUCCUUAACAGUCCUCACAAUUCUUUUAAACUGUUCUCCUGAGAAGAUCCUUGACCUUUGGUGAUGCAGCGUUUUAACAGGAGACCGCAAAAGAAAAUCUGUGAUGUUUGGUCGAGUCAGAAGCACUCUUGUUACAAGUGACUGAGGGUGAUUUGUUUAAUUAAUAAAGCUCUUAUCACGGCUUUCAUAAACAUCAAAGUUGAAUUGGUUUAGUUCCAGUAACAGUACAUAAAGUUCAUUCAAACGUUUUUUUAUGGUCAGGAAAAAAUUCAUGACACGAUGCAUCCCCGGCUAGCUAACCGAGCUAGCCUGGCUCAUCAGCUCAUAUGAACAACCCCUUUGAUUUAGACAUUUUCAGUUAGCUCGUUUGAGUUGCCAUAAGCGCUAAAAUUAAGGCUAAAAUAAGUCAGGAAAAACAUGAGUACUGCAUGGUUGGCAUGAGGAACAGUGGGACUUACAAGACAAUGAAAAGACAAUGAGAGCAUUCUGAUCACUGGACCGGAUGGCACUAUGCAAAAACUUUAUCGAUUUCACAAAGCAUGUUUGGCUGUCGUGAUCAUGAUUGUUUGAAAACCAUCUUGCUUGCAUUUCAAUGACUUCAAACUAAAAAUAACCGAACCUGGGACCACACAUAUACGUUAUUUCAAUCGCACGGUGAGAACUCCAAACAUUCGCUGAUUCGCAAUAAUUUAUAGGUCCCGAUUAGGGCCUGGGAUUUAAGCUGUGAAUUUCACAGCAAAACCCUCAGAAGUCUUUCCGCUCCGUUGGAAAUUAUCCGUAAAAGCUAACUACAUAACUCCCAGGGGAGAGGGUUAUUUGAUAUAUUUAGGAAACCGCGGUUUUAAAAUCUAAGGUCAAAAUAGCUAACUCGCGUAUCACGUUGCAAAAUUCAUAGCAUAUGUGUGUGUGAACCGAGAACGUAACGUAAUAUUUAGCAAGACUGAACGCCUCACCGAUUGUUUUUGGUGAUUUUAUGAGGCACAAACUGACCAUUUAAAACUAUUGACAAUAAUCCUGUUUAAUGUACAACGCUGUCAACUAUUGACCAAUAAGGACAGUGAACAGUUGAAUUAUAAAUGCACUUCCGAUCUGUGUAAACAGUUCAGUUAUGAUUUGAAGCGGCCGAGGUCACACUCAUAUCACAUACCGCCAAAGAACGUACGAGUAAACAGGUCCGAGUUUGUAUUAAAAGGAAUUUUGAUUGUGUUGGGUUUGGUUAGAAGACUCUGCUUUCAACUGUGAUUUACGGUGAGUUUUGUAUUUAGUUUACAACAGAAUAGUUUAAUGGUAUUGGCCGAAAAGCCGACUUAGCAGUUGAAUGAUGAAUAGAAUCUGUUCCAUGGAUUUGGUUUUUGGUACUGCAACUAACAACAGCUAUUUCCAUCGUGCGAUUCUUUGUAUUUUAAAGUUUAAAGCACCAGUUUACACAUAUUUUUCUUCUACCAAAUUUGACAAAUAUCUACUCGAAGAUAAGUAGCUAUUGAUUCUCGAUAAAGUGUGUAGAGUCGUUUCUGAACACCAACAUAAAAAUGGUAUAACUUGGAAUGGUAGGACCUCUACUUUGAUCGAUCAGAAUGUUGUCAAUUUCGAACGCAUGCAGUUCAAAAGUAGCAGUUGCUUUGUGCUGGUAGUCGAAAGUUGCACCAUAAACUGCCGUGGUUUGUGUCUGAACUACUCAACAAAGUUAGAAAAACGCUGCGAGCCGUUGACGUUUCGUCUGAUGGUUAGUAAUUUUAAUAUCCUCCUGAGAAAGCGCAUGAAGUGAAUACGUUAAUUAUCUUAUUUAGGUACUUCAGACACAAACCACGGCAGCUACCAUAUUGUCGAAUCCAACCUAGACGGGACCACCACGUUUGAAAAUUUAUGUAUCACUGCAUAGCAAUUGAAAUAAACUCUUUACCAAACAGUGCUAAUUAAUAUAAUCACACUAUAACAAGAUUUAUUAAUUCACUUUAGUUAGUUGCAUAUUUGGAAAUUACCCACAGGCAUCAAACUAUUGCUCUUAACUCAACGAGUGUGUUUACAAAACGCACGCCAAACAUAUAAGCAAACGCGUGUUAAAUAAAACAAAGCAUCACGCGAAGAUAAUGUCAUAAUGACACUCACAGCGAGUCACUGCCUUAUACCAAACUAAACUGAAUUUGCAUUGGUAUAUAAAAUCUUUUAUAAAACUAGAAACAUCUCUAAUUACGCCAAAAAUGCACAAUACCUAAUUGUUUGAAGCAUCUGAAGCACGCACGUUUUGACACUUCGCGCGCUUGUAUUACUAUACUGAAGUUUGAUACCCUUGCGUGAGUGAGCGCAAUUUAUUCUAGUGUCAAAGUGCGUUAACAUGACAAUACUUAUGUCGCGCACGCGAAGUGUCUAUUGUCACGAUUGCAUACGAGAUUUUGCAUGAUGCGCUACAGCGCUGCUUCUCAGUUGCGCGCUAUCGUAAUUAAUUUCACACGGCUCGAUUCGUAUCUAUGUCUGUUAUCGCCAGUUGGGUAAUGCAACCCUGGCCCAUUAGCGCGACGCAGACAGAUCAUGGCAUGACCACGGCAUAACGAGAUGAAAUUUGACGAAUAAUUUGCGGCAACUACUGAGUUUCAUCCAAACAAUGGAAACUCCAUGGGAAUUAAAAUUCCUGUAUUUAAGAAGGCACAUUUUUCCACACUUUUGCUUCUCAAAUCUCAAUACUCAAUAUUUCAAUACCUUCUCAGAGUGUUAUGGAACAUUUGAUGGCCCCUAGAUUUAAUUCUCUACGUUAACGAGAUUCAACUCUUAAAAUUAAAUUCAAUCCUCGGCAUACGUCUGCACUCGAGCUUGACCUUUUGAUCCAGAUUUAAAAAUUUUCCUAUUUUGCCAAAUUGGCUUUGCAGAUAUACUAUGAUGCGCGCUUCGACCGCCUGCCAACUCUUGCUGCGCGCAUUUUGCUAAUCUGUGUACAUAAACAGCACAAAUUCGGCACCGACUGCGUCUGUGAUUAAAACACAAAGGUCUGCUAAAUACUUUAGGUUUUAAUACAACAAAGAGUUGUUAUUGUCAAAAUAAUAUUCAAAAUGUCAGAUUUGUUAGAGAGAUAAACAGCACGAGACGGUUGAGGCGAUUAGCACUUGCGGACAAGCACCAUUGACUUGUCGCAUUUUAGAAUCAUCCUUAUUUAGAGAUAUUAGCCAUAUAUGUUGACGAUGACUUUGCAAAGAGCAGCCGAAAAUCUCUGGGAAAAGUAUGUUUAUACAAAACAUCAGCUAACGCAUCGUUUUCAACGCGCAAUCAAGACCGCGUUUACGGUGCUGGAUUCCUAAUUUGUGUUUUGCGCAUUUUGUUUUCUGACGAACAAUAGUUAGUUAAUCCUUAUGGUAUUUUCUUUAGGUAAUUUCACGCUAUGCACGAGACAAGAAAACGCAUUUUUCACGUAUGGAUAUGCGUAAUUCCCUCGCUUCUCGUCGCGACUGCAGCAGGUAGGUUAAUCAAAAGUCAUUAACUCGAAUUAAUUGAGAAACAGAAAGUUCCAAUUACAAUGAAUUAACGUUAAACCAUUUCGGCGUGCGUGGAUUUCCUUAAUCCGAAUUUCUAAAGGUGCACUGUUUACAAACGAAUUAAAACGCUAUGCCUCUGUGUACAUUUCGAUAACAUGCCCUUUAAUUAGUCGUUGCCGGUUUAAAUAAUGGAUGGAAACGUAUUGAAACUAUUCUCUUUUACUCUUUAAUUAAGCUUUUAACUGUAUCGGCGCGCGCUUUGCCUUUGACCCCGCAAAAAUACACAGUCAACAAGCGGAGAAAGUUAUAAGGGUUUGGUCAACGUUUAAGAGCAGCACUUAAAAUGAUGACCAAAAACUAUUCGCUUUUAAGCUCUUAACUCCAUCAGCGUGCGCUUUGCAUUGAGGCCGCUAAAAGACAGAAUCAAAACAAUGCGUUACAAAUUUAGAAGUAGGGGUCAUCCAUUUUUGGCGCAGUGUUACUACAGGAGGGAAUUAAUGGUGUUUGCCUAUUUGGUAGAGUAACACUGCAAGCGCCCUUAUCACAUGUGACUGAUGUGAAAAAUAGAUUACUUCAUAUUGCAUGAAUAGUGUAUAUGAAUCGAAUGCCUGUCGCAGAAGCGAAUGGGGAAAAUUACAAGCGGGUUUGGUACAGUAUAUUUAAGAAAAUUCUAUCAGCGCCAAUAUUUUAUAUUAUAUAAACAAUAAAAGGUUAAGCCUUCUGGUCUGUGCGAUCUAUUCACAGCUCUCUGUUGUGGGCAGUGCGGAAAAUUGCCCGGAAAUUUACUCGAAUUGGCAAGUCCAUGGAACAUCCGUGCGUCGACAUUUGUGACAUGAUUACUUUGUACCUUGCGUGGGCUUGGACGAAUGACGGAAUUUUUGUUUCUUCUAAUUGAACGAAAAAAUGUUUUAAUAAAAAACGGAGGUAUUCUAUCUUGCACUGUGGUAUUCAAAUACAAUUUUUGUACACAUUUGUACAUGAUUGCCCUCCAGCGAAACUGGGUGUUAAUGGCAUGGUGUUUAGUGCAUGUAUCUUUACCUCUGCAGAACAGCAACCAGAUUCGAUUUCCACAUUCAAUAGUUUUUAGCUGUUAGUUUCAGUUGAUAAAACUAUCCAGUAUAAGUAAAGUUAGUUUAGUUUAUGUUUCCUCCAGUAGAAACACUGGAACACAAAAUAAAGACUAUUAAUAAGGGAUGACCUUUAUUGGGAUUUUAGUUCCAGUAUAAAUAAAGUUAGUUUGGUUUAGGAUUCGUUCUGCAUGCAUUGAGGCAUGCGUAGUAACACGUAGAGAGCUCGCAAGGACUCUCAAAAUUCAAUUUCCAACCUGCGAACGGGCAUGCUCUGCUUUACGUAAAUAGGGAAUCUCAGUGUAGAAGGAAUUGCCCACAGCCCACUGGCUGGGACCUCUUCUAGGGAGAAUAUUAACUUCUUAUUGCUAUACUGUGAUAGAGUCAUCCAAAGUAGUAAGCCAUUUACAUCGGUCAAACUGAUACCAAAAGCGGUUUCAAUGACAGACUGAGGUGUUUUUCUGACUUUGAUGCCUGUUUAAACAACUUGCUGAUAAAUUGAAGUUAUUGUGCGCCACACUGUCACAGGAAACUGAGUUUAGGUUUUUGUCGAGGGUCGAGUGUCGAGGGUCCAAUGUCGAGGGUGAGGGUAAAAAGUCGAGGGUGAGGGUGAAAAGAAAAAAAUGAGUUAGUUAGUUAGUUAGUUCCAUCAACUUAAUGAGUUAGUUUCUAGACCAGAAUUCUCCCUUAAUUCAUAAUUUACAUAAUGAGAAACACCGUUUUAAAAACUCUUUUAUCGUUAGCAGUUGUCUAAGUUGUCGUAAAAAUACAACCCUUGACUUUUUUUACGACCCUCGACUUUUUACCCUCGCCCUCGACGUUUUACCCUCACCCUCGACGUUUUACCCUCACCCUCGACAUUGGACCCUCGACACUCGACCUUCGACAAAAACCUAAACUCCAAGAAACUCCACCAAAAUUACUGUGAUUCACUGCAGAUGUCGCACACUGAUUUUAUCAUACCAAUUUACUCGUGAGCGUAAAAAUCUCGCAAAUUAUGAAACUAAACUAAUUUUAUACUGGAUAGAUUUUGCUCUAAAGCGAUCUAGUACGAGCUAUCCCAUUUCUUCUCAGAAUACAUUCCAGUUAAAAUGAAGUUACAUGUAUAAUGAACAACUCCAAAUUACAGGAAUCAUACUAUUCUCAAAAAUACUUCGUAUAAAGUUGCUUGCUGUAUACCUUGUCAAUUUACAUACACGUUAAUUUUUAUAUUCAAACGGGAAAGGCUUGAUGUUUUCCUCGGGCAAAAUUUGAGAUAGUGUACUUUAUAAACAAUUUUUUGACGACAGGAAAUUUCUAAAAUUCGAACAAAUCACCGCCUGAUCUUAUCGUUCUCCGGUCUUAUUCAUUUCAUAAUCGUUUGCGCUUUUCAACGUAGUUGUUUACUGCGGGAUUUCUUUGUAACUAGAGGCGCAAAAUGAUUAGAAAAGUGCGCACAUGUGAUUUAGAUAAAAUGCGCAAUCUAGUACAGUAAUGUGAGUAGAUAUCUUCUCAAAACCACUUCAUAUUUGUUUUUCAUCUUAUCUUUGUCUAGUUGUUUACAAAGGUAGUCUAUAAUCUAUAUAGGUUUUGCCUUUGUAGCUAUUAUUAAGAACUGUAAAAGGUGCAAAACGACGGGGCGUUAUCUUUCGAAAAUAUUUGCGCAUUUGAAGAUUCUGGAUAUAAGUUUUACGAACUAUUAAUUUACAACAUACGUGUUGUUAUCGGAUAUAUAACAUGUUGUAUAUUUGGCUUGUGAAACGUUUUGAUGAGAGCAUUCGUAUUUUUCAACAAUUUAAAAUAAAUUAAUGAUAUUUGGUGAGAUUGAACUUAACGUUUAUGUAAAUCAGCAUGAUUUUCUAUCAGAUAUACAAACUCCUUCACGCUCAUGCAUGAUCAAUUUCGUUUGUGUUUUUUUAUGAAUUAUGAAUGCGUUUUACAAGCCGGGUUGGUAACUUAUUUUCGUCAGAAAAAGGUAGCGCGGCAUUUCACAAUGAAACUUUUGCGCAGCCUUUGAAGUAAAUAGAAAGAAUAGCGAACGACAGAUAUAUGACAUAGUUCCAAAUUCAAAAUUUGCUAUAACAGAUCUAACUGACUGAUUUUAAUUUGCGCAUUGCAAUUAUGCAACAAACAGGAGCAUAUAAAAUUUCGUAAUAUAAAAAGCGCAGCCUUUGAAGUUUACCAUCACGGAUAAACGACAAAACUCUUGAUCCAAAAAUACUUUACAAAACUGAAAUUAAUUUGUGCAUUUCAUCUACUGAUUUCAUCACGUGGAAUAAGUUAUGUACAAAAGUACAGCGCAUGCUUUGAAGUCGAUCCAAAUUGAGCCAAAGAGUGACAGUUGACAAAAGUUUUAGAUUCGACAACAAUUCACAAUGCGGUGAGGCCUUUAUGUAAAUAGGAAGUGAGUCAACGAUGGAUGACGACAAAGUUCUAGAUUUCAAAACCAAAUUCAUAAAACAGAUGACUGAUAUAAUUUGCGCAAAAAUUUGCGCAUUUAGCGAACAAGAUAAGAAGCGUGCGCUCUUUGAUCACAGACAAUAAGUAAAUAGUGCGUCCACGCCUUUUGCGAUUCAUAAUAUAAACAGACGACUUCAUACGAGCAAACUAUAGUCUAGCAAGAUAUGAUAUAAUCUGGAAAAUGAAUAGAUUGUGUUAUGUUUUUGUUCGAGUUUUAUGUUAAUUUGUGCACGUUCACGUUGAUGAGCUCGUUGUAUUUCGGUAUAAUACUAUAAUGAAUUAAUCCGGCUUAAUAGGAACAGCUGAGAUGAAACAUGCAACCACGAUGAAUAGUAUUUAAUGAAGUUAAGGCAAGCGAUUUGUGCACGGUGAGCUACAGUUCAACAUAAAAAAGACCUUCUGUUUUGUACUUUGAAGUUUGCUGGGCUUGAACUGACUAUACUGACCUAUAGUAAACGUUUUCACAGUUUCACAAAAAAACUGAAAACUGAUACGUUUCACCUUUCAGUUUAAACCAUGUACUUUCUUUGCGUAAGCUGUCUAUAGUCUUUAAAUAUCACUGAUCAUAGAAACAAAGUAUAAAAUUUGAAAAAAAGUUGAAAAAUAAACAAGUAUAAUGCUACAAAUGUGGAUAAAGAGGUAACACGUCAUAAGUAAGUAAGUAAGAGACAGAUUAGUUUACAUUUUCAUGGCUCAUAAAUCAAACAGUACACUAAAAGCUUUUUAUGGAUGCUUUCCUUUGAUGGAUAGUGUCAUUGAUAGUGUCUUUAUUUGAAGUUUUUUGAGUGUUUUAAGUUUACCAGCAACAGAUGGUUGCAGUUAAUAUGUGUCUAUUCAUAGCGUGUGAUACAAUGGACUCCUAAUUAAAUAUAAUGUCCAAACAUGCGCGUCAUAAAUCAAUAUUUUCCCUCUCCUGUAAUCGGACUAAAAGCAAGACUAACAGUAACUCUAGACUAUGUACCGAUAGCUCAAUCAAUUUUGACUAAGCUGUUGGUGGUCGCACUUAGGAGCCAUCCCUUUGUGGCCCAGUGUUUACAGGAAUAAUCCUUAAGUCUAAACUAAACUAACUUUAUUUAUACUGGAUAUAGCUCUAUCGCAGUAUCGGUUCUAAAUUGUUCUCCAUAAAGAUCCAAUAAGGGCGUCCUUUAUUAGCCAAGUAUUGCAGGAACAAUCCUAAAUUAACUUUAUUUAUACUGGAUAGGUCUAUCAGUUUUAAACUGUUCUCCGUAAAGAUCAUACUAUUCAGUAAGAAUCAUCUCUUAUUGAUCCAGUGUUAGUACUGGAUGCCUCUAUCAGUUCUAAACUGUUCUCCCGGGGAGUCCAGUUAUUGGUCCAGUGUUACUACUAGGAAAAACCUAAACUAAUCUAACUUUAUUUAUACUGGGUUGUUCUAUCAGUUCUAAACGGUAAGGUUCAUCUUUUAUUGAUCCAGUGUAAUAACAGGAGGAAACUCAAACUAAACCAACUUGAUCAGUAUAGGAUAGCUCUAACAGUUCUGAACUGUUCUCCAUAAGGAAUCCAAUCAAGAGUCAUUCCUUGUUAGCCCAGUGUUAGUUACAGAACCAGCAAGAGAUGGCCCUUGCUUCCCUUGCUCUUGCUAAAAUAUUUAAAAGAAAGGGACAUGCGCAAUCUAACUAAGCGGAUGACGAGAGUAAUCCCAGAUAAGAUCCAGAUUGAUCCACUCCGUUGGCAAUUAUUUUAAUUUCUUUCUCCCCUAUAAUCUUCCAUGUCAUGAUCAUGCUGUUGUGCAUUUCAAAAUUUGGCAACUGCAACUAACUGACAUACUACUGAUUUUAUUCUUACGAUUUUUUUAAUCCAAAGUAUAUUGUUUUAGUACAUACAUAAAUAACAAAUUAGCUGUAUGGCAUUUUGGUUGGUUAAUAAAUCAUUCACCCUAGGUUUGCUCCGGGCUGAUUUCUGGAGUGUAAAAGGUGGCUUUGUUUUGAAAACAAUGCCAAAUGAAUCUGUUAAAAAAGACAGAUUUCCACCAGUUUCAAGUGCUUGACGUCUGGCAACCUUUCAUCUCAGUCUCGACAAACACACGCCAAACUAUUCACUCAAAGAUUUGAUAAAGAUUUUAAGCCGGGAAACACGAUAACGCUGAGCUUUCCGCCAUAAAUGGAAAAUAGCAAUCUGUGUUGAUUAUAUUUGAAGUGCUUGGUAGCGCAUAUUAUGCUAAUUUUAACUUUGCGCAAAUUAUUUAAUCGUGUGCUAAAGACGGCAUUAAUUAAGUUAGUGUUAUGCUGUUUAAUUGUUUUAAUAAAUAAAUAAAUGAAUUAAUUAAUUUGUAAAUAACUAAUCUGAUACAAUACGGCUGUUCACCAAACACAAGGUUUAUAAUGCUCUUGGGUGAAAUAUUUUUCUAUUUAUCGUUCCAGGGAAUACAGAAAGAACACAUUCAGAUCAACCGGUGAAUCAUACUCGGGGAAAUAGUCCCGUAUCGGAGUUUCGUACCCAUAUGCUACGAGCUAUCAGCAUGUUAUCAGUCUCCCGGCAAUGCACUAUUCUCACGGCCAUAUUGGAAGACUCUGGAGAAAAUCCUUCUGGCGUGAUGAAAGAGUUUAUGGGUACAGUACCUUAUCAGCAUUUGCCUUGCGUUCCGAUGACGUCGCCAUCGGGAUCGCCCGUGAAUAUGUCGGCAUUGCGAAGGGCAACCGAUCACUACGUCACAAGGUAUUACGACUUAGCUUCAAUAUAUAAUUUCAAUGCUUGAAUACCUUUGUUUCAUGCUGCUAAUCUUACAUUAGCAUAACUACUUUAACUAGGCAUGCGAGUUUUUUCGUAUUUUACAACAUUUCGCAACCAAACUUUGCAAUUUUACUAAUUUUAGGAUGCUUUUUUGAGCUAUAAUGAUAGAUAUUGAGAGAUAAAAAUUAGUAAAUAGCUGGAAUCAUGAUCAAUCAUCCAUUCUAAAUCUUAAUUUCUUUGCAGAUUAUUCAACAAUCUACCGCACGCAUUUCAAUGCAAAAUCAUCUCUGACGUCACUUUCGCGUCUCCCGGGGACGUCACGAAAGAAACACUGGCGGAAACAAUGUCCACAAUAAGCAAAAAACUAAAAUUCGAGCUCGAGGACAUGACGGAAAACUGCGCGGACACGAAGAACCCACGCGAGAUCAUCACGAACACGCGUGUACAAAUCGGGGUGAGAAUACGAAAGGCCAUGCCGUUGGAAGCUUGGCUGCAACGAUUUAGGGAAAUUUUGCCGAGUAUAUAUCUCAGCUACGUUUCAAAGUCGGGUAGAGUGGGAGAAUUUGUUAGCGGUUGGACAAAAAACGAACAGGGCGCCAAAAUACCAGUUAUUCCAACCAACCAAUUUCUGGUGAAAAUGCAGGACGAACCAAUCACUGACGCUCGCGUUGCUCUGGUUUCAUUCUCGCUGUUCUCUCGGACAAAGUCGGGAGAUUAUCGGUUGAUAAGCGGCGACGAAGUUGCGGCGUCGUUCGACGCGAUAGAUCGAUCGGUUUUGAACAGUUACAUUCAAGCUGAGGUCAUCGGAUGGCGUUUGCAUGGCAAGAGAGAUAAUGCCCGAUUUGAGGGGAUGCGCAAAAGAAAAUCUAAGCCAUCCAGUCUGGAAAUUUUUCGCCUGCAAAACUCGUUUCCAAAAUACCUUGUGAAAUUUUUCAAAUCUAUGACAAGCAACGGUCGAUGUUAUAUUUUACGCCAAAUCAGUUCCCACGUUCAAAAACACUUGUUAGUUGUUGAAAAACAUUACCAUGUCUCAGGGUUACUGCCUAAAAAGUACUACUGUUCGCGAGCAGCGAAAUAUGACUCGACACCAAAAACCAAACGCCCUAGGCCAUUGGCAAGCGUUUGGGACCGCCUGGAUAAAUUUAUUCAAACUAUUUCAAAACCAACACCGACCACGAGCACGACAAUACUACCGGGUCGAAAUUCGACAGUUAUUCGAGAAACGAGGCCGUUUAAUUCAAUGGAAAUUGUCAUGUUCGCGUUGCUGUGUUUCUUGUGUCUGUUAAUUAUGGUAUUUGUUGCGAAUUGUGUUGUCUUUACGUUCAAAACGAAGCAAUUAAGUUCGAAGUAUACCGCAAAUUUUCAAAUGCAACAGGUUGUGUUUGGUGACGUGGGCGGAACGAAAGACUGUGGUAUUAAAACUGGGGAAGGUCCCCCCGGAAAAUUAACCUUAACAGACAACCCACAGCCUGAACCGUCGAUGUUUACCGGGGGGCAAAGUUCGGGAAAUCAUCAAUGGAGAUUGUUGAGCAUGACCAGCGAGGGCGGUGCGACGGUUUGCAGUGACGUCAUAAGCCUCUCUGACGAUGAACUUGAAAGAGUUAGUUCAGUUUGAUUCGAGGGUUUGUGGAGUUGUACACGUGCUUGUUGCCACAACAACGGAUGAGCCUUAUGAUUCGAGCUGAGAAAAACGGAAUAAAAGACGAAAGACCAUUCAAAAGUAAUACCUAUGAGUUACCAUCUAGUCACAGAUGACUCCAGUAAUUAAUAUAGCUCAAAGUCAAGACAUAUAGAGAGGGUCUGCCGGGGGGGGGGGGGUCUGUGUUCCCUUGGAAAUUUUUCCUUUGUUACAUUGUUCUCCAAGCAUACAUGUCUAGCUUACAAGCCUAGAAACCCCUGAGAGACCCUCUAUAGAGCAUAGGGUAAUUUUUAUGGUAAUUUUUGAUAAUAUUUAAUGACAAAAAUGAUUAAAUAUAUGUACAAUAUGUUAUUAAUUCCAUACAAAGAAACGGAUAUUUACACUAACAUGGAAAUGAAUUCUUGGUGCACGAUCCAAAUGAGAUGAGAGUUCGCAGCCACGUAUUGUUAGGGGGGUGAGGUGGGGGCAUUUCAAUCUGAAUGUGAAAAUACCGUGUACAUAGACCGGCACACGCAAAACUCUCGCAUCUUGCAGCAAGUCUGCCAACAAGUCGUCAACAAGUUGUGUUCGCACUGCUUGUCCCAAGUUGUCAACAAGUUUGGAACAAGCUGUUAACAAUUUGUAACAACCUUGUUGAUAUUAUCAGACUUGUUGCGAGGUUGCUCCAACAAAGUCCGAUACAGUCAUGAUAUAACAAUAUUGUUACGACCUUGUGUCAUCAACCUUGUAACAUUCCAGAACAACCUUGUAACAAGUCUGAUAAUGCCAUCAAGCUUGUUACAAGUUGUUAACAGCUUGUUCCAAACUUGUUACAACAACUGGGAACAAGCAAUACGAACUCCGCUUGUCGACAGCUUGUGAACAGACUUGUAACAUGUACAAGUUGUCAAUGGCUUGUUGACGACUCGCUUCAAGGUUGGUGAGCUCAACAGACUUGUUACAAGUGGUUCCAACAACUUGUUAUCAUCCUGCAAUUCACCAAUUUGUAAACAAGUUGUGAGUGACAACCUUAUAGCAACUUGAUAAAAUAACAGCAUUGUUACAACUUGUUGAAGCUUGCUACAAGCCUGUUUCGAACACAUCUUGUUGACAAGUUGUGAGAUUUUUAC